This is a messenger RNA of Momordica charantia (bitter melon), 1194 nucleotides long. Its product is annotated as protein PHOSPHATE-INDUCED 1. The record is from RefSeq and is a predicted model, not a curated record. Lineage: Eukaryota; Viridiplantae; Streptophyta; Magnoliopsida; Cucurbitales; Cucurbitaceae.
UCCUUUCACCCCCAAAAAAAUCUUUUAACUCUCUCAAAAUUAAAAAUUACAACUGAUUUUUUUUUAAUUAAUUUAAAAAAUGGGUUUCUCUGGGUUUCCAAAUUCGAUUCUUGUUCUUCUCUUUGCCUUAUUCAAUCUGUUGGAUUUGGGGGUUGGAGCGAGAAAGCUUGCUUCUUUGUAUCAGCCGCCGGCCAUGGCCAUUAGUUACCAUAAUGGGGCUCUUCUUGAAGGGGAUGUUCCUGUUUCCGUUCUCUGGUAUGGUAAUUUCACGGCGCCUCAGAAAGCCAUUGUGGCCGAUUUUUUGCUCUCCCUCAAUCCGCUUGCGCCAGUUGGCCAUGUGGCCGCCGCCGCCGCCGCCGCUCCGUCCGUGUCUCGCUGGUGGAGUACUGUCCAGGUUUAUAUGAAAAAAGCCGGCAAGAAAAACGCCCGGAUUGUUUUAGCGAACCAAGAAGCAGACCAAAACUACUCCAUCGGAAAAAUCUUAAAGAAGUCCCAAAUUUCGGGGCUUUCUCGGAGGGCCGGCUCGAAACACGGCGGCGUGGCUCUGGUCCUCACGGCGGAGGACGUCACCGUGGAGGGAUUUUGUAUGAGCAACUGCGGGUUUCACGGUUCUGACAGCAAAACGACGUCGCCCUUCAUCUGGGUCGGUAACUCAGCGAGUCAAUGCCCGGGUGAAUGCGCCUGGCCUUUCCACCAGCCCAUCUACGGCCCACAGACGCCGCCGCUCCUGCCGCCCAACGCCGACGUCGGACUCGACGGCAUGAUAGUCAACAUCGCAACUCUUCUGGCCGGAACUGCCACGGACCCGUUCGGAAACGGCUACUUUCUGGGGUCGCCGGAGGCGCCGCUGGAGGCGGCGACGGCGUGUACUGGAGUGUACGGAAAGGGUGCUUAUCCGGGAUACACCGGCGAGCUGCUGCGGGACGAGAGCAGCGGCGCGAGUUAUAACGCCGCCGGCGUCGGAAACAGAAAGUAUCUGUUGCCGGCGUUGUUCGAUCCUUCGACUUCUCGGUGCUCUACGCUAGUUUGACCCGCGGGGGAUUUUAGCAGGUUUGAGAGAGAGAAAGAGAAAAAGAGAAACGGGAGGUGGUUCCUCACGUGACAUUGUACAUAUGGUGGUAUAAUAUAAGAUAUGCGUGUGUAAAAAGUUGACAACAGAAAUAAUAAAUGGUUCUGUAAAUGGAUAUUUUCUUC